This is a messenger RNA of Quercus robur (English oak), 1951 nucleotides long. Its product is annotated as pectinesterase 3-like. Gene Ontology annotation, biological process: cell wall modification. The record is from RefSeq and is a predicted model, not a curated record. Lineage: Eukaryota; Viridiplantae; Streptophyta; Magnoliopsida; Fagales; Fagaceae. The coding region runs from base 178 to 1941 and encodes 587 amino acids. Gene Ontology annotation, molecular function: pectinesterase inhibitor activity; pectinesterase activity. The transcript is spliced from 3 exons.
GCCUCUCACUCACUCGUAUAAAAAGACACACCCACCCGGCCCAAUCCUCCCAAUCCUUUUCUUUUUCAAUCACACUUUCUUUACCAAAAGAAUACACACAUCCUCAGCUACAAAAACUAAAAGGGAUACUCUCAUACUGCUCUCAAUAAACAAAGGAAGCUUAUAUCAUCGAUCUAAAUGGACUCAUCAAUCAAGUCCUUCAAGGGCUAUGGCAAGGUAGAUGAGAUUGAAGAGCAAGCAUUCAAGAAAAAGACACGCAAGCGUUUGAUUAUCGUCAUCAUCUCCUCCAUCGUUCUAUUAGCUCUUGUCAUUGGUGUAGUUGCUGGAACCAUUAUACACAAACGAAACAGUUCAUCAUCACCCUCAUCUAACCCAGUCCCAGCAACCGAAGUAACCCCAGCAGCUUCACUCAAAGCCGUGUGCAGUGUGACUCAGUACCCAAACUCAUGCUUCUCUAGCAUCUCCUCCUUAGAAACCGCAAACACCACCGACCCAGAAGUCCUUUUCAAGCUCUCUUUACACGUAGCCAUCAACGAGCUCUCCAAGCUCGCCAACAACAUACCCUCCAAGCUCACUGCUAUCACCAAUGACCCCAAAGUGAAAGAAGCUCUAACCGUUUGCCAAGGCCUUUUCGAAGACGCAGUGGAUAGACUCAAUGACUCUAUAUCUUCCAUGGAAGUUGGAUCAGAUGAUAAGCUGUUGUCCUCUGCUAAAAUCAAUGAUAUAAAGACAUGGCUAAGCACUACAAUCACUGACCAAGAGACCUGCUUGGACUCUCUCCAAGACCUCAAUUCCACGGUUCUUGAUUAUAUGAAGAUAGCCACGAAAAACUCAACUGAGUUUACAAGCAAUAGUUUAGCCAUUGUUGCAAAGAUACUGGGCUUACUUGCUGACUUUAACCUUCCCAUCCAUCGUAGGCUACUUGGGUUCGAAGAAUCUGAAGGUUCAGAUGAAUUUCCCACUUGGGUUAGCCACAGAGACCGUAGGCUACUCCAGGAGAUUAACGUGACUGCUCAUGUGACUGUGGCUAAGGAUGGAAGUGGGGACUAUACGAGUAUCAGCAAGGCAGUGGAGGCUGUGCCUAAAAAGAGUGAAACGAGGUUUGUGAUACAUGUGAAGGAAGGGAAGUAUGUGGAGAAUGUGGUAAUGGACAAGAGCAAGUGGAAUGUGAUGAUGUAUGGGGAUGGUAAGGACAAGACCAUUGUCUCCGGCAGCUUGAACUUCGUGGAUGGUACUCCAACCUUCUCCACUGCCACCUUCGCUGUUGUAGGGAAAGGCUUCAUUGCAAGAGACAUAGGGUUCGUUAACGAUGCAGGUGCAGCAAAGCACCAAGCAGUAGCAAUGCGGUCUGGCUCAGAUCUUUCUGUGUUCUACAGGUGCAAAUUUGAUGCCUUUCAGGACACCCUCUAUGCUCACUCAAACCGUCAGUUCUACCGUGAAUGUGACAUUACAGGCGCCACUGACUUCAUCUUUGGCAACGCAGCUGUGGUCUUCCAAAGCUGCAAUAUUAUGCCUAGGCAACCUCUAGCUAACCAAUUCAACACCAUCACUGCCCAAGGCAAGAAAGACCCAAAGCAAAACACUGGCAUUUCAAUCCAAAAAUGUACCCUCUCUCCAUUUGAUAAUGUCAUAGCCUCAACAUACCUUGGUAGGCCUUGGAAAGCCUACUCCACCACAGUUAUUAUGCAGUCUGAAAUUGGGUCAUUCUUAAACCCAUUGGGCUGGAUAUCUUGGGUCACCAAUGUUGACCCACCUAGCACUAUUUUCUAUGCUGAGUACCAAAACACUGGCCCAGGAUCAACUGUAGACAAAAGGGUUAAAUGGGCUGGGUAUAAGCCCACUCUAACAGUAGAUGAUGCUACCAAGUUUACUGUGGAAUCUUUUAUACAGGGCAGUGAAUGGUUACCAGACACCGACGUGAAAUAUGAUGAAUCCUUAUGAUCUGAACAAU